This is a messenger RNA of Penicillium maclennaniae, 915 nucleotides long. Its product is annotated as putative bZIP transcription factor (MetR). The transcript is spliced from 2 exons. Gene Ontology annotation, biological process: regulation of transcription by RNA polymerase II. Gene Ontology annotation, molecular function: RNA polymerase II transcription regulatory region sequence-specific DNA binding; DNA-binding transcription activator activity, RNA polymerase II-specific. Lineage: Eukaryota; Fungi; Ascomycota; Eurotiomycetes; Eurotiales; Aspergillaceae. Bases 1 to 915 code for a protein of 304 amino acids. Gene Ontology annotation, cellular component: nucleus. The record is from RefSeq and is a predicted model, not a curated record.
AUGGCCGGCUACAGUGGGCGUCGUGCACCGAACUUUUCCCAGUAUCUCGAUGAUCUGAACACCAUCCCCUCGCCCUACGACCAGGCUCUGCAGCAACAGCAGCAGCAGCAGGACACUAUCAACUUUGACGAGGAGUUGGCUGUCUUUACCAAUGCUGAAUUCUUCGAUUUCGAUAAGUUCGCCAACUUGGACCUGCCUACUUUCGAUGGCUUGGAGGACAAGAACACUCAGGUUGUGUCUGAGCAGCAAACACAAAACGAGGAUAUGAAGUUCAUGGACUUCUUGAAUACCGAUGGCUUGGCCACUAUCACCGACUUCCAGAACGACCUCAAUGUCAACUCCCAGUCCAUGCCUGUUCAGAACACAUCCUACCAAAAUAUCCCAUCCGUGCCUCAGAUUGCCCCUCAAACUGCCAUGACUCCGGCUGCGCCCUUGACUACCCACCAAAAUGUGGCUCCCGCUCCCGCUCCCGCUCCCGCUCCCGCUCUCGUUCCCGCUCCCAACAUGUCCGCUGCUACCUCUGGUGCCGCCGCCGGCCCCAAGCGCAAGCACACUCAGAAGUCCACCCAGGCUAGCGCUGAAGAGGCUGCACGCAACAUUGCCGAAGAGGACAAACGCCGACGCAACACCGCCGCCAGCGCUCGUUUCCGCGUCAAGAAGAAGAUGCGCGAGCAGGCUCUUGAGAAGACCCUCAAGGAAACCACUGACAAGAAUGACGCUCUUGAGGCCCGCGUCUCCCAGCUCGAGCUUGAGAAUCACUGGCUUCGCGGUUUGAUCAUGGAGAAGAACGGCAACGAGGAGCGCGACGAGCAGGCCGAGAAGGCCAUCUCUGACAUGUUCAAGGCAUUCAUGGCGUCCCGAAAGACCGAGUCAAGUCCUUUCGCGUCCAAGCUCGGCGUUGGCACUAGUGCAUAA